AUGACUUCGAGGGAUCGCACUGUGCCGGCUGGACUAGACCGACGAAAAUCCUCAACUCUGCAUUACCAGACGUUCCCUACGACUCCUCCGACGUCCCGCGGGCCCCCGCCAGCAUCGCCCAGUGGCUCGUCGGGUCGAGAAGAUAAUCCUGCGCGCCAUCCGUCUCAUACCAACGAUGUAGAUGACGAAUAUCAGAGGUCCCCUCUUCCGACGAGGCAACUGGCUAUACUGGCUGUCAUAGCCCUCGCAGAGCAAACCGCCCUCAAUUCCAUAUGGCCCUACCUCCCAACCAUGGUUUCAACUUUCCCCGAGGUCGAUAAAAGUAGUGUAGGAGUAUAUGUGGGCACAAUAGCGUCAUCCUUCGCUUUGGCGCAGUUUGCAACGAACUUUUUCUGGGGUUGGCUCUCUGAUCGCAUUGGGCGGAAACCUGUUGUUAUGCUAGGGACAGUUCUCACAGCAGCAUGCUUUGUUGCGUUUGGGUUUUGCAAGACGUUGUGGCAGGCAAUAUUAGUUCAAGCGGCUAUGGGGCUAGUCAAUGGGAAUCAAGGGGUCGUGAGCACCUGUCUAGGCGAGAUUACAGACAGGAGCAACCAAAGCAAGGCCUUUGUGUACCUGCCUGUGAUCUAUGGCAUCGGGGGCAUUACAGGUCCAGCUCUUGGUGGACUCUUGGUCAUGCGCAACAAAUCCUACCCUUUCUUGCUCCCAAAUAUAGUCUCUGCCGGAAUUCUCCUUGUAGACCUGGUUAUCACCGGUAUAUUCCUCGAAGAGAGUCUGCAGCAGGCAAAAGAGCUGCCACCUCUCCAGGAACGAAUUCAGAGUUUGUUUAGCUGGGCUUGGCAGUUUCUUGGUAGUGCUCGGCGUCCGAGCUAUCUUCGCUCCUACUACCCUCCUCGCUUCCGUAACGAGGAUCUCGAUGACUCCGAGACAGACAAUGAGAGCGAGAGCCAGUCGUUGCUCUCAAUGCCAGACCUAUUCCCCCACAACGGCAAUCACCUCACAGGAAAGGAAAUCCUUAACCGGAACACUAUGCUUCUCUUGGGCACUUACUUAAUCUUCCAACUCUCCAACAUCUCGUUCAACAGCCUCUAUCCUAUCUUCGCAAAUUCGCAGCCUCCUACCGGCCGCGCACUUGACGCCAGUGAAAUUGGAUUGUCGCUUUCCUUUGCGGGAAUCAUUACCAUCGUCUUCCAGGUUGCUAUUUUUGGCAGAUUAAAGGAGAAGAUGGGCAACAAAAGAACGUAUAGGGCGGGGCUAUUUUUAAUCUUCUUAUCUAUGAUGAUGAUGCCCUGGAUCGGGUAUCGGGACUCUCCAGCUCCAUUUGGCUGGGGAUCUGGGGGAGUAUGGCUAUGGAUUGAGCUGGGUUUCGUGCUACUCGUGAAAACAGUUGCGUCCGUGGGAGGGUUAACAAGUGCAUUGUUGCUAAUUACAAACUCAGCACCCAAUCAUUCUGUCCUCGGAACGCUUAAUGGUCUUGCCCAAACUCUUUCGGCCGCUGGAAGAGCGGUAGGUCCAUUUCUUUCAGGCGGUCUUUUCACCCUCUCUACACGUGUUCAACCAAAAGGUGAAGCACUAGCAUGGGGUGUAUUUGGCGGGAUCGCAUUUUUAGGGUGGAUAGCAAGCUUUGGGAUAAAGGGGGAGAGAUUAGAGGAUACAGAGUUCGAUGAUGGGAAUAGGAGUUCGGAUGAUGAGGAAGAUGCUUCUAGUGAGGAUAGCCAAUAA
Molecule: messenger RNA, 1719 nt
Organism: Venustampulla echinocandica
Lineage: Eukaryota; Fungi; Ascomycota; Leotiomycetes; Helotiales; Pleuroascaceae
Product: MFS general substrate transporter
Exons: 2
Coding region: 1-1719 (572 amino acids)
Biological process (GO): transmembrane transport
Molecular function (GO): transmembrane transporter activity
Source: RefSeq, a predicted model, not a curated record